Molecule: messenger RNA, 808 nt
Organism: Cucumis melo (muskmelon)
Lineage: Eukaryota; Viridiplantae; Streptophyta; Magnoliopsida; Cucurbitales; Cucurbitaceae
Product: 40S ribosomal protein S29
Exons: 3
Coding region: 157-327 (56 amino acids)
Biological process (GO): translation
Cellular component (GO): ribosome; cytosolic small ribosomal subunit
Molecular function (GO): zinc ion binding; structural constituent of ribosome
Source: RefSeq, a predicted model, not a curated record
UGUCUGUAUCUUUUUUUAAGGGCUUAAACGGUGCGUUUCAUGAGGCGGUUGGUUGGUAGCUACUGUAUAUAAACAGUGGAGCUGUCUAGGGCUUUGAAAUUCUGCAAAUUAGCGAUUGAAAACGGUUUCUAAGGUGAUCGGCCGACGAAGAAGACGAUGGGACAUUCAAACGUGUGGAAUUCACAUCCAAAGAACUAUGGACCUGGUUCUCGCACUUGCCGUGUCUGUGGAAACCCCCAUGGAUUGAUCCGCAAGUAUGGCCUGAUGUGCUGCAGGCAGUGCUUUCGUAGUAAUGCCAAAGAAAUUGGCUUCAUUAAGUACCGCUGAAAAUGGAGCUAUGAUCUUCAAAGGUUGCAGAUAUGAGGAUGUUGGUCACUUACUUCUUCUUCGCUUAGUCUAUUGACAUUUAAAUGAUUUCCGAUCAAUUAGGAUAAAAAGAAUUAUCAGUUGCACUUUAUAACCAACCAAGCUUGGGAAUUACUUGGUUCUGAGUGGUUGAAAGAGUUUAGGAGAAUUCUAAACACCCAUAUUUAAGUUAUUUCAACUCAAUUAUUUGGAUUAUCUAAAUUUGGUUAUGAAUUUUUAUCCUGGUUAAUUUGGUAUUGUCCAAGGAAAUGGAGGUAGGGCAUGCCCCAAUUAAAAAUUGACGGGCAACAGCCUUUCCCCAAAAAGUUUUCAAGCUUAGCUAUGAAUGUAGUAGUGUCCUUGAAAUAUGUUAGUAAGUCGGGCCAGUUGAGUCUAAGUUUUAGUUUGUUGUGUAAGUUUGGAGUUUUGUCUUUGAAUAAUAGUUUCUAGAAUUCUAUAUGAA